Amaranthus tricolor (Joseph's coat) is the source of this 1462-nucleotide messenger RNA. RefSeq names its product sulfite exporter TauE/SafE family protein 3-like. The transcript has 13 exons. Gene Ontology annotation, biological process: protein ubiquitination. Bases 83 to 1405 code for a protein of 440 amino acids. NCBI's taxonomy places the organism in Eukaryota, Viridiplantae, Streptophyta, Magnoliopsida, Caryophyllales, Amaranthaceae. The record is from RefSeq and is a predicted model, not a curated record. Gene Ontology annotation, cellular component: Cul4A-RING E3 ubiquitin ligase complex; membrane.
UCUUGAUCCCUUUUUAAAACUUUGCAAAUUACUUUGCUAAUUUGAAAAUAUUUUAUUAUUGAUCGGAUCCCUUAUCAUAAUCAUGUCUUUAUAUCAACAUAAUUGGCCAGAAUUUGAAUUUGGAUGGAGACUUGUUGUGGGGUCAACAAUUGGAUUUUUAGGAGCUGCAAUGGGCAGUAUUGGAGGGAUCGGAGGGGGUGCUAUCUUUGUUCCUAUGCUCUUUUUAAUCAUUGGUUUUGAUCCCAAGUCAUCUGCUGCCGUUUCGAAAUGUAUGAUCAUGGGAACUGCUGCAGCAACAGUGUAUUACAACUCAAGGCUCAGUCACCCUACAUUUUCUAAUACGCCCCUCAUAGACUAUGACUUAGCUCUGCUCUUUCAACCUUUGCUCAUGGUGGGAAUCAGUGUUGGAGUGGCAUUAAACAUCAUAUUGGCUGAUUGGAUGAUCACAAUUCUGCUCAUAUUCCUCUUUUUAGUAAAUGCAACAAGGUCUUUCAUAAAAGGUGUUGAGAUAUGGAAGAAAGAAACAGCAGGAAAACAGGGGACUACUAAACAGCAGGAAUCUGAUGGAAGCACAUUUAUUGGUCAAAUAUCUGAGGAACUUCCUCUAACAAAGGUCAUGGAACAAGGGAUGAAAGAAAGGAAAGUAAAAGAUUUUGCAGAAACAGAGAAUGAUACUGCACAUUUUCUCAAGAUUGAAGCAGACGAUGUCAAUGGAUACAGAUCAGUCCACCGAGUUCCUGAGGCUUCCAUGAGAUUAAAACAGCUAGUGCUUCUUGUAUUUGUUUGGGCGGCUUUUUUUGCCGUUCAGAUCAUGAAGACUCAUGUGAUGGCCUGCUCCAUUGAUUACUGGAUUCUAAAUUUAGUUGAGGUGAUAAUAGGGUUCUCAGUAUCAAUCUAUCAAGCAGUAUGCUUAUACAAAGGGAGAAGGGCCAUAACUUCUUGUUCGAAUGAGACUACAGACUGGACUCUGUCAAAGGUACUCCUAUUCUUCUUCACCGGGAUAGUCGCGGGUGUUAUAGGAGGCAUGCUUGGUAUAGGAGGUGGAACCAUUUUAACUCCGCUCUUCCUUGAAUUAGGAAUCCAUCCACAGGUGGCAAGUGCAACUUCAGCCUUCGCCAUGCUAUUUUCGUCAUCAAUGUCAGUUGUACAGUAUUACAUCCUAAAGCGCUUUCCAGUCCCAUACGCUGUGUAUCUAUAUUGUGUUGCUGUAAUUGCUGCCUUUACCGGGCAAGACGUAGUCAGGAGGAUAAUAUCAGUAAUUGGACGAACAUCUAUCAUCAUAUUUAUUCUUGCUUUCACUAUAGCUGUCAGUACCAUAUGUCUAGGUGGAGCAGGUAUAAUUCACAUGAUACUCAAAGUGCAGAAUCAUGAGUACAUGGGUUUUCAGAGUUUAUGCAAUGGUUAAAUUCUGACUAUAAGUGGAGUAUUAAUUAGUUUUUUUAUCGUAUUUCUUUUAGUCCUC